This is a messenger RNA of Microtus oregoni (creeping vole), 5462 nucleotides long. RefSeq names its product phosphatase and actin regulator 1 (gene Phactr1). The transcript has 15 exons. Bases 354 to 2303 code for a protein of 649 amino acids. Gene Ontology annotation, biological process: stress fiber assembly; cell motility. The record is from RefSeq and is a predicted model, not a curated record. Gene Ontology annotation, molecular function: actin binding. Lineage: Eukaryota; Metazoa; Chordata; Mammalia; Rodentia; Cricetidae.
CAAAUUAAAUUGAGGGGGGUAGCAGAAAAGAACACAUAAAAGACGGUAAAACAAAACCUUUCAAUUUUCUUAAAUUAGCAGGCUAAUGUGUUCUAAAGAGCAGCCCCACUCAGAUUCCAUCUUGGGGGGUAGCAUUUCAUCACAAUAUAAAACCGGCAGAUCCAUCAUUUCCCUCCACUCUGUGCUCCUGACUGGAGAUUGAAGGGAAAAUUAGAAGCUGUUCAUUUGGGCUUGCCAGCUCAGCAGCCCGGCUCAGUUUGCUUUCUACUCUCCGGCUGCAUCCUGUUGAAGGAGGACAAGAGCUGAUAUCUACGUGAUUAGCUUCCCUCAAAAUCCUGCUUUGAACAUUGAAGAUGGAUUAUCCCAAAAUGGAUUAUUUUCUGGAUGUUGAGUCUGCUCAUAGACUCUUGGAUGUGGAGUCAGCACAAAGAUUCUUCUACAGUCAAGGAGCUCAAGCUCGCCGGGCGACCCUGCUCCUGCCUCCCACAUUAAUGGCGGCUUCUUCGGAGGAUGACAUAGACCGGCGGCCCAUCAGAAGAGUCCGCUCCAAGAGCGACACGCCAUAUCUCGCAGAGGCCAGGAUCUCCUUUAACCUGGGGGCAGCCGAGGAAGUGGAGAGGCUGGCGGCCAUGCGUUCUGACUCGCUGGUCCCUGGUACACACACCCCACCUAUCCGGAGGAGGAGUAAGUUUGCCAACCUGGGAAGGAUUUUCAAGCCUUGGAAAUGGAGGAAGAAGAAAAGCGAAAAGUUCAAGCACACAUCAGCAGCUCUGGAAAGGAAGAUAUCAAUGAGGCAAAGCAGAGAGGAGCUGAUCAAGAGAGGGGUCUUGAAGGAAAUCUAUGAUAAAGACGGAGAGCUCUCCAUUUCUAAUGACGAUGACUCCCUGGAGAACGGACAGUCCCUGAGCUCCAGCCAGCUGUCUUUGCCUGCCCUGUCGGAAAUGGAGCCUGUACCAAUGCCCAGGGACCCCUGCUCGUUUGAGGUGCUCCAAGCUUCAGAUAUCAUGGACGGACCAGUGUCUCAAGAGAGUCCCUCUGCCAGUGAGUCUGGAGUCCUCCUGUCCCAAGAUCCUUCAGCCAAACCAGUUCUGUUCCUGCCCCCCAAAAAACCUGCUGCUUUCUCUGGAGACCAUGAGGAGACCCCAGUGAAGCAGUUGUCCCUUCUCAAGCAGCCCCCGGCCCUGCCUCCCAAACCCACUGCCCGGAUUGCCAACCACUUAACAGAUCCUGGCGCCCCUGUGAAAUUGCCUUGUCUGCCAGUGAAACUGUCGCCUCCGCUACCUCCAAAGAAAGUCCUGAUCUGUAUGCCUGUCGGAGGGCCAGAGCUCUCCCUGGCAUCCUACGCAACCCAGAAGAGCAGCCAGCAGGCCGUGGCCCAGCACCACCACACUGUCCUGCCAUCCCAGAUGCAGCACCAACUGCAGUAUGGCAGCCAUGGCCAGCACCUCCCGUCCUCUACUGGCACCUUGCCCAUGCACCCCUCAGGCUGCAGGAUGAUCGAUGAGCUCAACAAGACACUUGCUAUGACCAUGCAGAGGCUGGAAAGCUCCGAGCAGCGAGUCCCCUGUUCCACUUCUUACCACAGCUCUGGUUUGCACUCGAGCGACAGUGUCUCAAAAGCAGGACCCAUGGGCCUUCCGGAAAUAAGACAAGUGCCAACCGUUGUGAUCGAAUGCGACGACAAUAAAGAGAAUGUGCCUCGUGAGUCCGACUAUGAAGACUCAUCCUGCCUGUACGCCCGGGAGGAGGAGGAAGAGGAGGAGGAGGAUGACGAAGAUGCUGCAUUGUACACCAGCUCUCUGGCCAUGAAGGUCUGCAGGAAGGACUCCUUAGCCAUCAAACUCAGCAACAGGCCCUCCAAACGAGAGCUGGAGGAGAAGAACAUCCUCCCCAGACAGACCGAUGAGGAGAGGUUGGAGCUCAGACAGCAGAUUGGCACCAAGCUCACCAGGCGGCUGAGCCAGAGACCCACCGCAGAGGAACUGGAACAGAGGAACAUUCUGAAGCCUCGGAAUGAACAAGAAGAGCAGGAGGAGAAGCGUGAAAUCAAGAGGAGGCUGACUCGCAAGCUCAGUCAAAGACCCACGGUGGAAGAACUUCGCGAGAGGAAGAUCCUCAUCCGCUUUAGUGACUAUGUGGAGGUGGCAGACGCCCAGGACUAUGACCGCAGGGCAGAUAAGCCAUGGACGCGACUCACAGCUGCCGACAAGGCUGCCAUUCGGAAGGAGCUCAAUGAGUUUAAAAGCACUGAAAUGGAAGUCCAUGAGUUAAGUAGACACUUGACAAGGUUUCAUCGACCUUAACAGCGGGAUUACUCUCGAGUGCUCUGCUGUCUUCAAAACAUAAAUUUAUAAGAACCAUAAGUGCUGGCAUUUGUCCACUUCCCCAUUACGAUGUAAAUCUGAACUGCCUUUUUUUUUAUAAAAAAAAAAUGAAAAAGAAAAAGAAAAGAAAAAAAGGAGAAGAAGAAACAACAAAGGGAAACACAGUCAGGAUUCUGUAUGAGGAAACACCAUGAUGACCACUCCUCAGUCAAAAGCUGCUGGCACUUCCACUACCAAGAGGUGUCCCCGCCCCCAGCAGGGCCCUACCUGAACGCUGUCCAGAGACUGCCUCACCCGCCCCCCAGCCGGCCAGCAGGCACCACAUUGGUUCAGUCUUCAAUGAACCCUUCCUUGCAAGGGCCUGUUGCCUGAGUUCAAAGAAGCCCAGAACAGCGGGUUUGGCAUGGGUGUGGCUAGGCCAAAGUCAUGAUUCAGCGGGACCUAAACUUGGUCUGUCGCAUAGGCUCCACAUGAGGCAUUGAGAGGGUCUGGAAAGGGGAAAGACCUCUCAGUUCUCCCCCGCCCCCCAGUGCUCUGGGUAUAGGAAGCUGAAACUGAGCAUCUGCUUUGACCCCCAGCCGGAUCUGAACUGCCUUCCAGAAGACUGAGGAAUAGUGGCUGCCUGCUUGGUUCUCAUUCGUUGACCAGCUUGUGUUUGGAAAGCCCAGGGCCAUGGGCGAUCCACACAGAAAUGCCCUUGCUAAGAUUCCCUGCGGUAUUCAUGAGUAUGAGCUGAGCAGAGGCUGGGUGGGGUCAGGAGCUCCACUUGGCCCCCAUUUUUCAUUGGCCUUGUGACACCCCUGAGACAGGAAGAUGUGGCUUGGUCGUUUUCAUAACUUCUGGAGGCCAGAGCUGGGGAUCAAUGUCCCAGUGCCUCUCCAGGGCCUUCCACUCUUCUGUCUGUUCACUGAAGAGUUUCUGCAUCUUAGCAGAGCCAACAUCUCAGCAGGGCUAGCACUGGGCAAGAUUUUGCCAGCCAUGACUGUCUAUGGCGUCCCUUACUGCUCUUCUUACCAGAGAGAUUCAGUCUUCUCUUCUCUCCCUGCCCCCCUCUCUCAGGAUGUGCCUCCAGCUGCCCUGUUGACAGGGCCUCCAAGGGUUGGGUGCGCACUGAGGGAAGGACACCCCAGACCCUAAGGAGGCCUGCUGCAGCACUGUUUCCUUCCUAAUGGAGCUCACAGACCCUUGGGUGCAAAGCUCCGCCUCCACCCCUGCGAUGCACUCGGCUUUCAGAGUUGCCAUGGGUUCACUAAGUGGUGGCUUACUCCCCAUCCAACACACCCAGGAUUCAGAGAGUGGCAAGCCCCAAAAAGUUGUCCCCUUGUCAAACCAGUUGGGACCAUGUUACUCUUUGGACACAGCACCUAUCAGUGAGGCCAUGCAAUUUUACUCUUUGGACACAGCACCCAUUAGUGGCUUCAUGGCCAGUUGCUAACCCAGGAACCAGACAGAGUUAAAGGAAAGCUUAGAUCAGCUUCCUAGGUAGCACCGUGCAGCUCCUGGGCACUGUCUGGACCGAGUACACCUCUGUCCAGCCCAAAGACAUCACCAUCACUGGAUUUCUCUGUCAUUAUUAUUUGAAUGUCCAAAGGGGUAGGGAAAGGGUGGCAGGAUUUUAGUAUGGCUGUAAACACAGUCUUCCUGAAAGACUGACUGACCUUUGAAUGUGCACAGGGUAGGAGGAAGGGUACAGAACUCUUUCCUUGAACUUCCCUAGGGUGAAGGGUAGGCACGUGUUCUGGGUGGAGGUCCCUGCCUGGCUGGGCCCGAGGGCCUCACUUCCUCUAAACAGCAGCUGCACUUCAGGCUGCUGUAGUGUCCUGGCCUGACAGUCAGGCCUUCCCCAGCCUGGAGGAGUCCUAAGGAACUCCUUGGCUUCCCUGCUGGCCUUGGUUCUAGGGCCCUUCUGAAGUCCCAGAUGCAUCUGUCUCCCUGCUCCAAAGCAGCGGCUGCUGUCAGCAAUUCCCUUCAGCGUGCCCAGGAGUUGGCCUCCUCUUUAUACAUGGAAGAAGUUGGACACAAUGCUGACAUCACUUCCUGUGAGGCACCAUUUUGCAGAAGUCACUUGCUCAGAGUUAGGGGUGUGCUGCACAAGCUCCUAAAAGGUCACCACCUCCUUUGGGGGCAGGGGGAUCAGCUAUUUCAAGGCCCUGAUAAGUGGUUCCCGCCCAGGCUCUGCAGCCUCCCCAGCUGUGGGAAGGUACUUUCCCUCUCCUUCUAAGAUCCUGGAGUCUUUAGGGAGCCGGAACCACAUUUUCCCCCACUUUGUUAGGACAACUGAAGUGACUUGAACUGUUUCUAAAGGUGACAAGUUGACAUUAAUUGGGGGAUGAAAGGCUAGCUAGGUGACUUUAAACAUCCCUCUCUGAAACAGCUGCAGUCCUCAAGUGAGUUCAUCUUGAGCCUAUAUAUCCGCAUCUGAGCACCGUGGGGUGCGGGUUCACAGGAAGGGAAAAUGUGAAACAUGUCAAACCUUGUUUUCUUCUCAAAAGCAAGCGUUGCUGAAAGCCCCGUCCGUCCCAGCUCCACUUCCCUGGCAGAAGAGCCUGCCACUGGCAAACGGGCUUUUCCAAAAUCCUGAUCACUCCUUCCCCAGGCACCCUGAGAGCCCUGCCAGGUUUUCAGAAUAUGAGCCUUUCUGCCAGAUAGAGAAACCAAACAAGGCGCUGGUCCGCGCGAGGAGGCGCUCUGAGUUUCUUUUUUUCCUCCCGCUUAUAAACAUGUGUUUGUACUUCCAGAAUGAGCAUCGUGGUGUGUCGCUUCGACGAAUGGGAUCCCAGGCUCUCCCUGUGCAGUCAGUGGGCAGGGGUCACCUUCGAUGACUUCUUCCUCACAUGAAUCUGUUCCUCCCCAAGCAGGUUGCUUUCUUCCAGUCGCUUCCUGGUGUCUGUACAUAGUUCGUCUUUGUAUAGGAGUGAGUGUGGUGACCGUCGACCCCAUGCCCUUCAGGGCUCUAACUUAACAGAUGACGGCUGUAUGAGGAAGAUGCUGUACAUAGAAUAUAAACUAAGCUGGAUCUCUGUGGCCUAGGUUUUGUACAUACAGAAACUGCAUGGCAUUUAAGUUAUUGUUUCUCUCUGAUGAUGUAUGCAGUUUCUUUAAAAACAAACCAAAAGAAAAAAAAUGUUUAAAAAAAAA